Messenger RNA from Oreochromis aureus, 3088 nucleotides. Its product is annotated as zinc-binding protein A33-like. The record is from RefSeq and is a predicted model, not a curated record. The coding region runs from base 151 to 1566 and encodes 471 amino acids. Gene Ontology annotation, molecular function: zinc ion binding; protein binding; ubiquitin-protein transferase activity. The transcript has 2 exons. Gene Ontology annotation, biological process: protein ubiquitination. Lineage: Eukaryota; Metazoa; Chordata; Actinopteri; Cichliformes; Cichlidae.
CUCAACUGACAAGAAACUUUAGUGAGCUCAGGCAGAUCACAUCAGCAGCAUCUGCUGUGAGAGAGCAGCUAAAGGAGGAGGUUCCAUAAUUCUGGCAUUUCAACCUGCUACAACACCGUGUGCUGAAGUUUGCUCUUCACCCGGAGAGAAAUGUCUUACAGAUCAAAUAAUGAUCUCUCCUGUCCUAUCUGCCGUGAUAUCUUUAGAGAUCCUGUUGUCCUCUCAUGCAGCCACAGCUUCUGCAAAGCCUGCCUGAGGAACUGGUGGAACGAGAAACGAAUACAGGAGUGUCCAGUUUGUAAAAGAACAUCACCAAGGAGUGACCCAACUUGCAAUUUAGUAUUGAAAAAACUGUGUGAUUCAGUGUUACAGAGGAAACAGAGAAGUUCUGCAGCGUCUGAGACCCUCUGCAGUCUCCAUGGUGAGAAUCUCAGACUCUUCUGUGUGGACCAUCAGCAGCCAGUAUGUGUCGUCUGUCUGCAUUCAGACGAGCACUCCAGACACAAAUUCAAGCCAAUUAAUGAAGUUGCAUCAGUUAACAGAGCUCACCUCCAGAAAUCCCUGAAACCCUUAAAAGAGAAACUGAAGCUUUUUCAACAAGUUAAAAAAAACUGUGAGAAAACGGCAGAGCAUAUCAAGGUCCAGGCCCAAAACACAGAGAGGCAGAUCAAGGAGCAGUUUCAGAGGCUGUGCCAGUUUCUACAAGAAGAAGAAGAGAACAGAAUUGCUCUUCUGAAGAAGGAAGAGCAGCAGAGGAGUCAGGAGAUUACAGAGAAGAUUAAGGCUCUGAGCAGAGAGAUAGACAGUCUUUCAGACACAAUCAGUGCCACAGAGAAUGAGCUGAGAGCUGGAGACGUCUCAUUCCUGCAGAACUACAAGAUUGCAACAAUAAGAGCUGAACGGCGCCCCCUGCUGGAUGCCCCACAGCUCGUUCCAGGAGCUCUGAUAGAUGUGGCCAAACACCUGGGCAACCUGACCUUCAACAUCUGUAACAACAUGAAGAAACUGUUUUCCUACUCACCUGUGAUUCUGGAUCCCAACACAGCAAAUCCAGAACUCGUUCUGUCUGAAGAUCUGACCAGUGUGAGAAAGGAAAGUGAACAGAAGCUCCCUGACAACCCCGAGAGGUUUGAUUACUGUCGCAUUGUUCUGGCCUCUGAGGGCUUUAACUCAGGGACUCACAGCUGGGACGUUGAGGUUGGAGAAAGCGAGGACUGGUUUGUGGGUGUUGCUGCAGAGUCCGUUCAGAGAAAGGGAAAGCGCCCGUCCUGUUUAUGGAGAAUAGGAUGCUUUAAUAGUAAUUACAUAGCACGGUCCUUAUCGGAUCCCUCCACGGCUCUUACACUGAAAACAAAGCCCAAAAAGGUCAGAGUUCACCUGGACUGGUACAGGGGAAUACUGUCGUUCUUUGACCUAGAUACAAACACACACAUACACACCUUCACACACACUUUCACCGAGAAGCUGUUUCCAUAUUUUAACACUGUAAAUGCGUCACCACUGAAGAUAAUACCCAGGAAAAUAGCGCUAAAGCCCUGGUCAGACAGUAUUAGUGUAGAAAUCUAAAUCCAUUUUUUUUUAUAAUUAAUGGAUUCAUGUUAUUUUCAUAUUCAAUGUUUGAUGUGAUCAAUGUAAAAGGUUAAUAUUUUUAAAUUGGUCAGAUUUCAUAACUCAUUAGUUUGAGCAAUAUUUAAGAUUCAUAUGCAAAUUAUAUAUUUUUUGGCACUUAAAGGUGGGAUAAUUAUUUAGUACAAUUAAUUUAUGCAUUCUAUGUGUGUUUAUUAUUGGAUGGCAUUUCUAUAUAAGGUUUAAUUUGACAUGCACUGAGAAAGGGGAAAAAAAGGCACUCAUUACAUUUUUAAUAUUUUUGUAAGGGUUUAAUAUGAAACAUAUCACCGCCAUGACGUUUGGAAAUAUAUUGGUAUGAAGUAAAGGGCCUCAGUGAAGUUUAUCAAAGAGUCUCCUGGAUGUGUUUGUCUGGAAGUUUGGAUUCCAUUGAGGGAAGAACUCGGGAGUGUCACGCUAAGGAUUCAUUCAUUAGGAUUUACAGUUAGUGUUGACUGAAAACCUUUCGAGGCCAUUCCAGCUGUCAUUCAAAUACAGGUUCUACACCAGCUUCACCGCAUAGCUGUGGAAAACACGUACCCGAAUGUAUGGACUUAAUCAUAGUAUAAUGUGCCAAAUUGAAUGUAUGUGCAAAUGACGCCAUUCAAUUUUUUCUUUUAAGUUCCUUUCUAAUCAUGCCUUAUUUCUACAUAUUUUUCACAUUAUUUGAAAAAGCAAUUUUUUCCUUUAACAUGGCUAAUGUGUAUGAAAACAAAACUUCAGGAGAUGUGUUGAAGUGCUUGGAAAAAAAGUUUAAGUCUUAAAUGUUACUUGACAUCAAUAUAAUAUUGUUUUUUUCAAACAACAAAGAAAUCUGAAAGUGCUGCAGAAGAUUCGCGGCAGUGUCAUCCAUGUAGAAAGAAAAAUGUAAACUGACUUCAUGUGACUCUGAUUUUAUUUUUCUGUACAGUUUAAUGAAAUACAGACUUGAAUCAGACCAAAGAAGCAGUGACGUUUCUCUCUGGAGGUCAGAAGUCAGAAGAUUGUUUAAUGAAUAUGUGACAAAGUUUAGAAGCAGAAUGUCAUAGGCAGCAUUUAAAUGUGUGAAUUUUGCUGCUGUCUGAAAUAAAACACAUGCCCACAGAAAGAUUCCUUUAAGAUAAUUUAUUUUGUACAAUAAAACUGAAGUCUAGAGCAUGCUUUGUGGAGAAGACGGUGGAAGAAUGACUUAUCACACACCCUGGAUGUUUCACUUCUCACCACUUGCAUUGCUAUUGAGUAUCUUACAAAGAUGGACAGUCAAUCAACUUAGCAGUCAAUUGUGACAAAGAGACUGAUACGAGAUGUCAAAACAGGAACUGCUACCAGUAGUUAACUCGUUGCUGAUCAAACAAACUUUGCAGCAGGUGCGUUCAAGAACACCACAAAUCUGAAACAAACGUGAACCACAAUAUUCAGGAUACUGAAAAAAAAAAAAAAAAAAUUUCACAAUAUUUGUCCUACCAUGCCACCAGCUUAGUAAAAAAAAAAAAAAAAAAAAAAA